Molecule: messenger RNA, 4593 nt
Organism: Babesia ovata
Lineage: Eukaryota; Apicomplexa; Aconoidasida; Piroplasmida; Babesiidae
Product: ribosome binding protein
Exons: 1
Coding region: 1-4593 (1530 amino acids)
Source: RefSeq, a predicted model, not a curated record
AUGACGGGGCAUGGCAUUCAGCUCAACACCCUCAAGCAGUGUCUCCAGUUCUUGAUGUGGUUGAAUCAUAAUAAGCAGAGUAGUAUGAAAACUGAUGUGGCCACUCAACUGUCUAACCGCCUUAAAGGCAAAUACAAGACUGUUAAUCAACGUGAAAUUGAGAAAGCACUCUCCACUUUCCUUAGCAGCGUGUUCAAUUUCCAUAGUAGAUUGUGCAGCAGGACUGAUAAGAAAAAGAUCGGCAAUAACCCUAAUGACGCACUAAAUGCUCUUUUAGAAUGCAUUCCCAAGUUCUUAGCCGUGAUGUACUUUCUGCGGUACCAGGUGGACCAUAAGUUCGGAAAGCUGGGCGGAGGGAAGUGGAAGGACCAGAUGGUUGUUUAUAGCCAAUAUGCGGCCACUGAGAUACAGAAAUAUCUCACUGCUUCAUCAGGUUCUAAAGAUUAUGGCGUAAUUCCCGGAGGAUUCAGUUACAACGAGUUGAAACGUGGUCGGCGGGGUUCUCAAAUGACCGGUGACCUUGAACAAAUUUGUGAAAAAUAUUCCCAUGUGCCACACAUACAAAAUUAUUUCCUCGACGUUUUCUCCACUUCAGUGUUGCCCCGAAAUUCCGGCACCCAGGACUCAAAUACAGCCAACGCCCUGGCGUUGGUGAGUUCCCUGUGUGAGAUGGUGGCUGCGGAAGGAGACACAGAGACCGGCGGUGAGCUAAAACAGAAAUUGGAUGAGAGUUUAAAUGGUGAUGAUGUUAAAAAAUGUAUUUGUUGGAGUGACUUAAAAGAUCAUUGUCAAACGCUUCAAUCACAAAUUGGCACAAUUUAUAAGACGAAUGUCUUCUCUUUUACAGGCUUUAAAAGGAACCGUGAUAGGCUUAGCGAAAAAGAGUUCGCUAAAGAAACUGCAAAAUGGUUGAGAGGGAAUCUGGCUAAAGUGAAGACUAAUUUGGAUAAGAUUGAAACAGAUAUUACAAUGAAUAAUCUUACAGGCUAUUUCACCAUAAAUCUCUUCCCAUAUGGCUUUACAUUUGACAAAAAUAAUUUCGGUAGCGGGAUGAAUCCGCGUACAAUUCUGAAUGAUAAUUGGCGCACUGUAAUCGAAGCGCUUAGGAGAGACCGUGAAGGAUUGGAAAGGCUUAAACAAAUUUUGGAAGGUGAAGCGUGUCCAACAGAGAAGAAAGAAGAUGAUGAAGAUCACGGCAAGAAAUCCGAUGGAGCGCAGAACCAGGGCAAGAAAUCUGAGGGAGCACAGAACCAGGGCAAGAAAGUGGAGAGUUCUCCAAAUCAUAAUAAUGGUCGAAGUGAAAAUCAGCCUUCAGGUUCGGCAGUUGUAAAGGAUCUUGCUCCAUCUCCGCCUGCCGUUGAUCAAGGUGUUACAAGCCUGGCAGGGCCUACCGGAGUUCAACACCCGCAAGGGCCUACUGUUACAGUGACUCCGGCGUCUUCGUUGACUCCAGAUUCACCAGUUCAAAAUGUUGUUCAGACUCAACAAGUUGCUACUCAAGACCCUCGACAGCCUCCCCCUCCACCGCCUCCUCCCACUCUUCCUGCAGACCCUGGUUCCCCUGGUAAGCCAGGUGACCAGGGUCCGGGUUCACCGGGCGGUGAUGUUUCUGGUCAACAGCCUGUUGGACCUCCAGUCCCUGUGCUUACUCAGCAUACAGGUGUUACAGGUCCAGGCCCUGGGCCAACUGGUGUACAGGGGGCUGGUCAUCCAAGUAGUCAAGAUGUUAGUCAAGGCUCCGGUCACGGUUCAAGCAGCGGCGGUACCACGCCGGUUGCCCCGGCGUCUGGUGGAGGUGUCGGUGGGAGUGGAGGGACUGGUGGGAAGGGGCCUCCGCCGGCUAAAAAGUGUAAAGAUAGUAACUUUAGUACGCUAUGGACCAACCCCAAGGAGUACUGCGACCCCAAACGUACAAUCCGUAAGCCGUCUCCCUUUAAGUUUACUAAAACCCGAGACGCUGCUGAAGAGAUAUGGGAAUCCCAAAAGAAAGCAUUGCCAGAUUAUAAACCAAAACCUUCUAAAACUCUCCAAUCCCAAAUUCCUUCCCCCCACUCAAGUCAGCGCAGCCGUAGUGCACCCGUUCCUUCCCCUUCUCCAAAUGACAGACAUGGUCAAGGGCGUUUGCCAAUUGAUCCACGGGGCAGGGAUGCCGGUCAGGGGGGUGGAGUUGUUCCCGAUGAUGGUUUGAUCAAUCUCAGAGUUGAUAUGGAUGGGGCAGCGGUGGAUGACGAUUCUGACACUAGGUUGAAGAAACGGAAGGAUCGUAUCAUGGCGGAUAAUGAAGUCUAUGAAGGUUUGCUUAAUUUGAUAGCGCAACAAGACAUCGAAGAAAAGCAUAAACUUCAAAAAGAAGCAGCGGAGCGUUACAAAAAGGACAUUCAGAGGUUUGAGGAACAUAGGAAUAAGAGUCUACGUGAUGCUGUGGUAGAGAACGUGGUCCCAAUAGUACACAAACCACUUCCCGUUGUUCAAAGAUAUUCCACAAAAAAGCCUGUGGACAUGACACCUCCCAUACUCCCCCCUCUCAUAGAUGUUGCAUCAUUUAAUCCCUCGAUAAUACAGCCUAAAAAGAAAACAGUGCCGUCAUAUACACAGAUGACGGGCUUCACCAUAAUUCCGGCUUCACACAGCCCUCAAUCAUCACGUAUUGCUACAGUGCACCACAGUGCAUUGGUUCCUGUCCCCCCGCUUGAUGAUAAACAUGAGAUCAUCAUCCAGAAAGUAUACCAAAACGCUGACCCAACUGUCAAAUACAAUGAUGGUACGGAGGUCUCCAGCACAUUCGACAUAGAAGUCCGUAAACCUCUGCAUCAAGACUCUCUGAAUGACUAUGAUCAUGAGCAUGUCCCCAAAAUUCCGAAACCCAGAGACCCCAAGCUAAAGGUUAUAGACGCUUUUUCUGACAAAUCAUCCGGUCGCGCAGAAAUUAAUAUUCCCCUUGCCGUAUUCCCUGGCCAAUCUCCGGAUGAUCUCAAUAGUAACUUCUGCAGCAACCCCUGGUACGUCCCCGAUUCCUCCUCCACUACGAUAACUCCAACCCCCUCCCCGCCCCCAGACUCCGACAAUCUGCCCCCUCCCAAGACCGUCAGGGAAAUGCUCUGCUGGCUGGUGGGGAUGACUCAAUAUGGGUAUGUUGAGAUUAUUAAGAAGCAUGUUGCAGACCUUUUGAGGGAGUACAAGAAUGAUGUUUCACAAUCUCCAGAUGCCAUCUAUGUAACCCGGGAACCUUACAACCUGGACGCUUCCCAUGUCUCCAACACCCUGACCGAGGCGUGUCACUACGCGGCGAACGUUUUAUUCAAGAUGAAGUAUAAGGAUUCCAAGAUUGCUUUCAAAGAUUUUAAGUUCGACUCAGUAUAUCGUAAGCUUCAUUAUUCCCCCGACCCCGCCUGCCUCCUCUGCCAGCUGCGGGACUACGUGUACGCCUGCUGCCACCAGUUGGCGUUCCUAAAGUCGCAGUGUUCUCGGAACACCAGGGACGGCGGUUGGCAGGAUUGUCAUUACGGCAGUGAUGUAUCAUCUCCCAAGUCCCCCCUCCAGGCCUUCCUGACCGACGCCCCGGAGUCCAAUUUCAAGACUCACCCCUUCGACCCGUGCAACAUCUGCCGCAAGAGCCGCGUCAACAUGGGAUUCACAAAGGAGGAUUUUUCUAAGGACUCCAAAUAUGGCAAGCAUCUUCACACCAUCCUCUCUCCCACCUGCGGCGGCGAGGAUCCCCUGCUGACAUUGACCUCUUACCUCAACUGCCUCACCAGGCGGACGCCGCGCACAACCGGGGAGCUUGUGUCUUUCUUCCACAAUUUCGGGAAUUCACUGCACAAUGCACCUUCACAGUUGUUUAAGCUGGGCUCCGCCCUCUCCAGUCAGCAUGACCACUGCCCUGACUGGGACUCUCUUGCUGCCGACGACCUCCGAGCCGUCCAGGGCAUCCGAGGCUCUGCCCCUCCCAUCGCCAACUCCAUCCACGACAAGGACCAUCCCAACACCCUGUCCACACUACUUGGCUGCGGCACAAAUCAUGCUCCUUGCCAUCCACAUAUGAUGCCCAUCACCUACCGGGCCUACGCCCUGUACUCCAAGGCCUUCGUCCACCACUACCUCAGCUGGGCGGUGUACCUGGCAGACAGACUGUGGGAGUCACUGGAAAAGCUGAGUAUAGACAUGAAGAAGCAUUAUGGUACCAAGUGUUUAUCACUCCAUCAGUGUGACAAUGCCAUGCCCCUCCUCUACACUCACGGGUUCACACCACCGGACGGGACACUGCAGUCCUCACUCACGUGUUCCAAGGUCAUCGCCAAGCUGAGGGAAGUGGUCGCCGGAGAGGCUAUCGCAAGCCUCAUGACCGCCAUGGACACAUUCCUCUACGGCAUCCGGGAGCCUUUCAUCUACACUCUAUUCACACUCUGGCUCACCGCCACGGUCUACAUUCUCCACUCACUCCUCUACCGCAUGGACGUGCUUCGCAUACGCUCGCACCUCCUCACCACCAGGGCCUCCCAUCUCAUCGACGUCAAGGCUUUACUCGCAGGAAGCCGCAGGAUGCUCUCACUCUACAAGGACGUAGACUACUUCGACGACGACUUUCACUCGUGA